This is a messenger RNA of Penicillium brasilianum, 4134 nucleotides long. NCBI's taxonomy places the organism in Eukaryota, Fungi, Ascomycota, Eurotiomycetes, Eurotiales, Aspergillaceae. The record is from the annotation of a GenBank genome assembly.
GGAUCUUCCAUCUGGGACGUAAGCGGAGGGUCUCGUUCUCAUAGGUGGUGUGGUGGUCCUCUUGGUAUAUUGGUAUCCUAUGGUAUCCUCAUCCUUUUGUUCGUAGGAGUAUUCGGUACUCGAAACCGUGAAUACCUUUUUGCCCCUCGCUUCCCCCGAUAAGCCUCCUUCUCGUCGUCACCACUGGUCGACUUGGGAUCUUCUUUUUCUCCAGACCUGCCGGUCCUUUUACUCUUUUCUCUCCCUCGAACCCCGUUUGCCGUGCUGGACAUUCUUUUUCCCCUUUUCCCCCUGUUCCCCUUUGCAUACGAUAUCUCCCAUAAUCGUCUAUACUAUCCCCCCUCCCCCUCUCCUCUCUGCCUAUUCGCCCGAUAUACUCCAAUCUAUACAUCAUCACCUUUGAAUAUAUACACAUCUCGUCCCGGAGGCGAUCAUAGUGACCCCGACUGGUCGGAUUCCUGACUUUUUUCCCGAAAUUUAUCACCUACUAUCUGGCUAUCUCCCGAUCUUUCUUACAUAUCAGAUCGGCUCGACUCUCCUCCUCCUCCUCCCCCUCUCUCGUCUCGGCAGCCCGCCCAGGAACCAACCUGAAACAUUCGCCCUCCGAUUCUCCACCAACGCCCAGUUCAGCCUUUCCCAGCUCUUGCUGCCACCCCCCCCCAAAGGCCCUCAACUUUCCUCCGGCCGAUCCCAUUUCCUUCGGGCCUUCGUCAAGAGAUGCUCGCGAUCGGCUAACCAUCCUUCCUUCUCUCUCCCUUCCCUCUCAUAUUUCCCCUGCACAACUCCUUGCGUCGUUUCGAACGAAAUCCGGUUGUGCAUUCCAUCUCCGUCCCUCCAUCCCUCCCCCCACUCUUCGCUUCUUCUUCGCCGCCCUCUUCCCCUCCUCGUCCCCUCCUCGUGAGAUCGAGAGAGAGCUGUGGUCAAAGAUCCCGAGUAAGCGCCACGGCCUCUACCAAAAUCAUUCCCGCAUCUUCUAUCUUUGCCCUCCUACUCCGGUGUAGCGCUGCGGCUCUUGCGAUACGAAAGCAAAAAAACAAAAUAGACUCCUCCCCGCUGGAUUCCGGGGUCAAUACUAGUGACGUGGAUCGGGUCACCGGCUUUGCGACCGCGGGUAUCGCCUCUUGAACCUUUCCUUGAACCUUUCCUUGUCUCCGAACCAACCUUGACAUCACCCGCCUCCGCCCAGAUUACGUCCCCUCAUGGCCUCGUUCCUUCCCGUCAACACCUCGGCCGCGACCGAUGACCACGCCAUGGACGGUGCGACAACUCCCCGUGCGAAUCCGAACGGCGUGCCGCCUCCCUCGGAUCGAUCCUCUCCCGCGGACCAACAGCCGGAUACGGGUGUAAAGUCAAGUCGAAGCGAUGACCCAGCGCGGGCACCAGUCUCGGGUCACUCUCGAACCGCCUCGAGCAUUUCGGACGAUGCGAUGAAUAUCGACUCGGAUGGAGAACGGGAUGGAUCCGAUCAAGAGACCGAACCGGGCGGUGCGCCUCCAUCAAAAAAGAAAAAGGGACAGCGGUUCUUCUGCACGGAUUUUCCUCCUUGCAACCUCAGCUUCACACGCAGCGAGCAUCUGGCUCGACAUAUUCGAAAGCAUACGGGCGAACGGCCCUUUCAAUGUCACUGUUCUCGACGGUUCUCGCGACUGGAUAAUUUACGGCAACAUGCGCAAACGGUGCAUGUCAAUGAAGAGAUCCCCGGAGAUUCGUUGGCAGCGACGGGCACUCGGUUCCAACGCCAGGUGCGGACGGAUCGAGUGCGCCCGACUGGCCGGGCGCGCGCUGGGACUGGACCGAGCCAGGGUGCCCACAGCCGUGGACAUAGCAGGAAUCUGUCAACCUCGAGUAUCGCAUCUACGACGUCCACCUUUAGCCAACCCCCAGAGCUUCGGCGACGACCCCCGCCACUGAUUAUGGCCAACGACCCCACCAGCCGGGCACGCUUGGGACUGGAUCCGAUGGGAGAGCCUCCGAGUACGCCGCCAGGCCAGAUUCGUGGGAUCCCUGGCCCCGCGGCUGGCGGGUCUCCUUAUACUCCGUCUAAUGUCUAUGCUGGUGGCCCAACGGCCAGCCCCCAAUAUACCUCUCCCAUGGCAUCCGCACAACAUAGCUUCUGGGAGGGCAAGACCGCCGCUCGCCGAUUGUCCGUGCCAACUAGCAGCAAUCCGUUCCUCGCACAGCAUGGCGGUGCAUAUCCCCCACCAUACGGCUCGCCCGCCGGCCCUCCCUACCCGAAUGCCGCGGGUGUCUUUGCAAGCCCAACUAGUACAAACUAUCCCGCAUCUCGGGAUGAGAGCACCCUCAGCGCCGCUGAGGCUGAAAUACGGAGGCGAACAUGGCAUCCCUCGACAUAUCCCGUAUUUGGCCGACCAUCUACAAGCGGGUUGAGCCAAUACCACACACCCGAUACCGUUCAGGGACCACCCUUGAUGGGAGGAAAUAACUCUGCAGAGCAACCACCCCGGCUACCCGGAAUUGAGAGUUUCGACAAAGUCGUGUCUCAGCACCGUCCCCUGACUCCGCCGACCCGCAAAGCGAGUCCCAUGCAAAUUGACAGUCAACACCGUCCUCCACCUCCGAACCAUAGUUUUGGUUCUGGCUACAACUACGGCGCUCCAUCGGUGCGCCCCGCGCCUCCAAUAUCGGGGCCCGGUCACCGUCGCGGCCACGUGUCGUGGGACAUGUCCUUGCACCACAAUCUCACUGGACUUGACAUUCGAGACCGACGAGCGUCUCGGGAUGCUAGCCAGUGGAGUCAGCAGACUAUUGCCGAGCUCCACAAUGUCUCUUCCCGCCCUUCGUCCUCGUAUCAGCCAACAUUCCCGCCCACGGUUGAGCGCAGCCCAGAAGAGCAUCGGGGCCAUACAUCGAAUUUGUCAACGAGCAGUCGCCCGGCGCAUACAUCACCCGAAGACUCCAGCAGCAGCGAGGGAGUUCACACUCCAUCCACGGCGUCGGUCGAAUACCACCCAGCUAUCGUGCACAGCAGUGGAUAUAUUGAAUCGCACGACUCGUCAUUACCAUCCGAGCAUCCUCAACCGAUCUGUGGGCGACAAGCCUCCCACGCCGGCGGCUACCCGGGACACGCCGACCAAGAGCCCCGAUCCGAUGUCUAUUCAAACUCGUCUGCACGAGACAAUGGUAUGGGCCGGCUCGAGGCCUUGGUUGCCGUCGCAACGAGUGAGAACAAAGGUGCCGCCAGAUUGUUCUUGUAAAAUUGAUAUUCGACAUGUGCGGGAGAUUCCCGGGGCCUCGCCUAUAAUACCUAUUUACCAUUAACCUUUUCUCUCCAACCCGACCUUUCUUCUUUUCUCUUAUCUUCUUCCCACCAGAAUGGCCUCUUUUCCCGGCUUCGCGAAUCUAAGCUUUUCGCUGGCACCCUACUCAACACUCAUGUCGAACCUCAAUACUCACCGAUUGUGAGACAAUCUUUUUUUUCCAUUUACCAUCCGGGAAAACGUGCGGGUCUCGCUCUUCGAGACCGCUCAUCCUUGACGAAGUAACGACCUUGAUGAUUUUAUACAUGAAACUGGUUUCAUCUCUCUUUUCUAUCUGACCCGAUCUGAUCUGCUCUGUGUUCUCAUUUCCCUGUUCGGGAGUCUCGUGUCUGUCUCAGAGUUGCCGAUUUCUCUGCUGCAUGUCCUGGCGUUCGAGCAGGAGCGUUUGGAUGGAAUCGUGUGUGCAUACGAUACCCGCCUCGAAUCAAUCGUUUUGGUGUCUUGUUCUCCAUUCACCCCAUCUCUCCCUCCUCUGUGUUCAACCUCCCUCCUCGUAUCUCGAGUCUGGGCGUGAUUUCGAUCAUCUCGAAUAUGCUUAGUCUCCCUCCCCCUUACUACACUCCAUUCUCGCACUCUUUACCAUGCCCGGUUUUCCUUUUCCGAUGAUGUUCAUGCAAUUUGUUUUGUGUGGUGGGCCUCAUCUAGUUUCUGCUUUUGUCUUAUUAUAUUUACCUUUUUGAUCAUGUGGUGGAAUUCAUCAUGUCCAUGUUUUAUGUCGUCUACGGCCGUUGUUAGGAUUGUUAUGAACUUAGGCUUUGACCUCGAUAUGACUGCAAUGCCAAUUUUGAACAAACACAAUUGGUUUGUUCCCCCGAAUUAGUGGACUGAGAGGAGAUCAUUAGAAGCCAAGGCCGGU